AUGGGGUGCGGCACCAGCAGGAAGGUGGUUCUGGAGCCGCCCUUGAGGGCCCAGGUCCAGCACGAGGGUCAACGCCCCGGCAGCGCCCGAGGCGGGCCUGGGCGGGAGGCAGCGGCACAGGUGGCGCAGAGCAUGCAGGUGGCUCGCGUCGGAACCAAGUUCGACCCCCGGCUACUGGCCAGAUACGACAUCAAGGCUCUUAUUGGGAGGGGAAAUUUCAGCCGGAUUGUCAGGGUAGAACAGAAGACCACCAAGAAGCCUUUUGAAAUAAAAGUGGUGGAAACCAGAGCGACAAAAGGCAGAGAAGUGUGUGACUCUGAACUCAGCAUCCCGAGGUGGGUUUGCCUUUGUUACAUCGUCCAGCUCGUAGAAAUCUUUGAGGCCCAAAAUCGCGUUUACAUGGUGAUGGAGCUGGCUACAGGAGGUGAGCUCUUCGACUGACUUAUUGCUCAGGGAUCCUUUACGGAGCGGGAUGCCAUCAGAAUCCUCUGGAUGAUUGCUGAUGGGAUUAGGUAUUUGCAUGCUUUGCAAAUAACUCAUAGGGACCUAAACUCUGAAAAUCUCUUAUACUAUCACCCAGGUGCAGAGUCAAAAAUUUUAAUUACCAAUUUUGGUUUGGCACACUCUGGGAACAAAAGUGGUGACUGGAUGAUGAGGACAUUCUGUGGGACCCCAGAGUACAUAGUCAGUGCCGUGGACAUGUGGGCUCUUGGGGUAAUUACGUAUGUUCUACUGAGUGGAUUCCUGCCCUUUGAUGAUGAAAGCCAUACAAGACUUUACAGGAAGAUUCUGAAAGGCAAAUAUAAUUACACAGGAGAGCCUUGGACAAGUAUUUCCCACUUGGUGAAAGACUUUAUAGACAAACUACUGAUUCUGGAGGCCAGUCAUCGCAUGUCAGCUGGCCAGGCCCUGGAUCACCCCUGGGUAGUCAACAUGGCUGCAGGGUCUUCCAGGAAGAAUUUUCAGAGGGCCAUUUCCCGGAACCUCCUGCAGAGGGCAGCUUCCCACUCUCAAAGUCCAGGAUCUGCACCAUCUUCUAAAUCAUGUUAUUCUCACAACUUGAGGCAUAUAUGGAGCAAGAGAAACUUAAGGAUAGCAGAAUCACCACUAUCUGUACCUUUAAAAGCAGAUGACCUCUAA
Molecule: messenger RNA, 1140 nt
Organism: Nycticebus coucang (slow loris)
Lineage: Eukaryota; Metazoa; Chordata; Mammalia; Primates; Lorisidae
Gene: PSKH2
Product: protein serine kinase H2
Biological process (GO): protein phosphorylation
Molecular function (GO): protein kinase activity; ATP binding
Source: RefSeq, a predicted model, not a curated record